This is a messenger RNA of Hirsutella rhossiliensis, 873 nucleotides long. RefSeq names its product enoyl-CoA hydratase/isomerase domain-containing protein. Gene Ontology annotation, molecular function: delta(3,5)-delta(2,4)-dienoyl-CoA isomerase activity. Lineage: Eukaryota; Fungi; Ascomycota; Sordariomycetes; Hypocreales; Ophiocordycipitaceae. The transcript has 2 exons. The coding region runs from base 1 to 873 and encodes 290 amino acids. Gene Ontology annotation, cellular component: mitochondrion. The record is from RefSeq and is a predicted model, not a curated record.
AUGGCGGCCCCCCCGCUGGCAGGCUACUCGUGCUACGCGCACUUUGUCGUGACGUCGCCGCGGCCGCUGGUGGCGCACGUCGAGAUCAACCGGCCGGACAAGCUCAACGCGUUUUCGCGGGCCGUGUGGCUCGAAUUUGGGCGCGUGUUUCGCCAGCUCAGCGGCGACGGCGGAGUGCGCGCCGUGGUGCUCAGCGGCGCGGGCGAGAGGGCCUUUACCGCGGGGCUGGACGUGCGGGCGGCGAGCCAGGAGGGGCCGCUGGCGGCUACGGGCGGCGAGGGCGACGGCGGGAGGGAUGCGGCGAGGACGGCGAAGGCGUUGAGGGAGCAUAUCGAGGAGUUUCAGGGGUGUAUUACGGAGAUGGAGAGGUGUGAGAAGCCCGUCAUCUGCGUGCUCCACGGCAUAUCCCUCGGCCUGGCCAUCGACAUUGCCUGCUGCGCCGACAUGCGGCUCUGCUCGUCGGACACGCGCUUCGCCGUCAAGGAAGUCGACAUUGGGCUGGCGGCCGACAUCGGGACGCUGGCGCGGCUGCCCAAGAUUGUGGGGUCGACGUCGUGGGUCAAGGACGUGUGCCUGUCGGCGCGCGACUUCUCCGCAAGCGAGGCGCUGGCCGUGGGCUUUGUGAGCCAGGUGCACGAGGGCAAAGGUGCGGCGGUCGAGGCCGGGCUGGCCAUGGCGGGCGGGCUGGCGGGCAAGAGCCCCGUGGCGGUGCAGGGGACCAAGGAGCUGCUCAACUACGGGCGCGAGCACGCGACGGCCGACAGCCUGCGGUACACGACGGUGUGGAACUCGGUCGCGCUGCAGGCGGGGGACGUGGCGGCGGCCAUGGCGGGCAUGUUUGGCAAGCGGAGGCCGACGUUUGAGAAGCUGUAG